UACAGGCUGCAAUGGAAAUGCCGGGACCCCCGUUACCCGAAGGAACACACCGGGAGCCUUGUAAAGCUCCAUGCCCUUCGGAGAACCCCAUAGCCGGCAGAUGCAGUUACUUUGUGCAGAGAAAGCGGAGGUUCUGUAAGAUGGUUGUGUCCGAAGGGAAGAAGUUCUGUGGGGAACAUGCAGAGAACGGGGAGGAGCAGGGCAGCAAGAAGCGGAUUCCAUGUCCUCUGGACCCCAAACACACCGUGUACCAAGACCAGCUCCAAAAACACCUGAAAAAAUGUAACUCCCGAGAGAAGCCUCAGCCGGUAUUUUAUGUGCGAGAUUUAAAUGCUGGACCUUUGGAAGGUGACCCGUGUGAGAAACAGGUAGCAAUCAGUGCCCUUUCAAGAGAAGAUCUUCAGACGCUUACCGAGACACUGAAACGGGUCACUAAUGAUUUGGAGCUCCCAUUGCCAGACAAGAAACUCUGCCAUUCGGCAUUAGAUGAAGCCUUGAGUGACCCGGUGAAUGGAGAAUCUGCUGCAAAACACCUAAAACAACAGGGAUCUAUACUGGGUCACUUGGACAGUCUGGGUUUACUAGGAGGGUCUCUGUGUUUCGUGGAGUUCGGGGCAGGCCGAGGAAAGCUGUCUCACUGGGUGGACAUUGCUACAGAAAACGCAGAAAACGUUCACUUUCUUCUGGUUGAGAGAGCGACUACUAGAUUUAAGGUGGAUGGAAAGCAGAGAAAUUCGACUUUUGAGAGGCUUCAUAUUGACAUUCAGCAUCUAUGUUUAGGUAAGGUCCCAAGCCUUGUUCAGAAGCAACUUCCAGUCAUCGGAAUUGGAAAGCACCUGUGCGGAGCAGGGACAGACCUAGCACUGCGCUGUCUCAUGCAGGCUCAUUCUUCUCCCUUGGGAGAGCCUCAGUGUAAACGUUCCAGAAUGAAUCCUGAUGCUUCAAACUGUGCAAAAGAAGACAAGUCCGUACCAAGUCAGCAAAACCCAGUGGCAGGGAUUGUAAUUGCUCUGUGCUGUCACCAUCGUUGUGACUGGCAACACUAUGUGGGACGAGAGUUCUUCCAGAAUUUAGGCCUUGGACAAAGGGAAUUCAACUUUUUUCAACGUAUGUCCAGUUGGGCAACUUGUGGGACUAGGAAGUCUCUUCCAGAUACGUCACAUGUCACUGAGCAUGGUGAAACAGAGGGUAGAGAAGAUGAGGAUGACGAUGGAGGGCAGAGAAUGCCAAGCUUUAACUCGGAGACUGUGCAAGGGCUUCUGUCUGUUGAAGAGCGGGAGAAUUUAGGGCGUCUUUGCAAACUACUGAUAGACCGUGGGCGCGUGGAUUACUUGCGCAGGAUGGGAUAUGAAGCCGCCCUACAGUAUUAUACAGAUCCAGAAGUGUCUCUAGAGAAUGUUCUUCUCACAGCUUUACCUAAUACAUCCAGCUAAGCCG
Molecule: messenger RNA, 1437 nt
Organism: Spea bombifrons (plains spadefoot toad)
Lineage: Eukaryota; Metazoa; Chordata; Amphibia; Anura; Pelobatidae
Gene: TRMT13
Product: tRNA methyltransferase 13 homolog
Exons: 11
Coding region: 12-1433 (473 amino acids)
Biological process (GO): tRNA methylation
Source: RefSeq, a predicted model, not a curated record